Messenger RNA from Caenorhabditis elegans, 697 nucleotides. RefSeq lists its product as uncharacterized. The coding region runs from base 305 to 529 and encodes 74 amino acids. The record is from RefSeq and is marked reviewed. Lineage: Eukaryota; Metazoa; Nematoda; Chromadorea; Rhabditida; Rhabditidae. The transcript has 2 exons.
GGCACUGUGCCAAACGCACAAAACGCUUUUUUAUUCUCAUUCAACGCACGAAUUUUUUUUGUAUUUUUACGCUAAACAACGCGCGAUGCGUAAUAACGGAGUGUGGUUAUAACAAAGUCGUGCGUUUAAUGAGAAUAAAAAAGCGUUUUGUGCGUUUGGCACAGUGCCAGCUCCCCUUUUCGUUGCUCCCCUUUUCGUAUCUCCCCUUUUCGUAUCUCCCCUUUUCGCAGAUCCCCUUUUUGCAGAUCCCCUUUUCGUUCUGCUCCACUUUUCGUGGGGUCUCCAAGUACAGUCUGGAGAACCUAUGAAUUCGGGAUACGAAAUGCCAAAUAAUUUGAAAUUACCGAAAGCUCGAGCAAAAAGCGAAUCCGCGUUCAACCGAUUGAGGAAAUGUUUUAAAUAUCGGAGCAUAAGUCCUCCACGUAGCCGCGCUCCGUUCCCACCACCGCCCACAAUCACAGCACCAAACCCAGCACCUACUGCGUUUGGUGAAGAAUCCGACGAGAUGGAAUUUGAAAGUGCUGAUUAAUCUCUAAUAUUGCCAAUAUUUUUAAAAAAUCAAACUUCACCCCAACUAUCGUGUACCAUUUCAACACCACCAUUAUUAUCAUUAUUUUUUAGUAUUGUGCUUUACUUUACCCAUCUCUUAACUUUAAUGCAAUUUUUUCCAAUGAAAUAAGAUGGUGCACUUUGAAAA